AUGUCGGGCGAGGGAGUAGUGAAGCCUUCGGAGGCUACACUGGAUGCUGCAACAAAAGGCCAAGCUGUGUCGGGGUAUGAGGAUCUAGGAAUCUGGGAAACGAUCAAAACAUUCAAAGUUUGCACGAUCGUAUGCUUCGCCAUGGCUUUCAGUGCGGCUACCGAUGGAUAUCAGGUUGGAAUCAAUGCCAGCAUUAUCGCUAAUAAAGGAUUCGUCGCGCAGUUUGCCACUGAAAUUGGAAAGGACGGAAAGCCCGCUCUGGCGUCGCCGAUCCUUGCUGGAUGGAGCUCCAUCAUGUCCUGUGGUCAAAUCGUCGGGAUGGUUUCACUACCGUUCCUGUCAAGUAGGUAUGGUAGGAAGACGGCGAUGUACACAUUCUGGGUGAUUCUUGUGAGUAGCGUGCUCGCGGAAAGUCUGUCGAGGUCGUGGCAGGCAUGGCUCGUCGGCAAACUACUUGCUGGGAUUGGUGUCGGAUGUCUACAGUCCACGGUACCAACUUACAUUGCUGAGGUCGCACCGAAUCGUAUUCGUGGUGGUCUAUUGAUGUGCUAUAGUUUCUGGUGGUCACUUGGUUCCUUCUUUGCACAGGUUGCUCUGCAGCAUCUGGCCCACGAUCAUCCUAUGAAUUACUUGAUACCCGUUUAUACCCAAUGGGCUCAGAUUGGCAUAAUGUUCCUGAUAUAUAUUGUCGUGCCUGAGUCCCCUGCUUGGUGUAUCGACGCUGGUAAGACUGAUCGAGCCAGAAAGGAGCUCUUGCGACUUUAUCAUGGGGUUCCGGGCUAUAACGUGGAUCAACAACUUAGUGUCUUGUCCCUCGCAGUUGAGCACGAGCGGGCCAUAGCAGCCGAGCAGCGAAGAGAGAGGUGGUACUCCAUAUUCCGUGGAACUGAUGGCCUACGCACUGUCAUCACGUUGUGGACGAACACCACGCAACAGCUCAUCGGGCUCACGCUCUUCAGCACGUUUGGGACGUACUUCUUCCAGCAGGCUGGUCUGAGCGACCCCUUCAAAAUUAAAGUCAUUACUACAUCUAUCCAAAUUGCCACGGUUCUGGUUCUCGUGGCGGUAGCCGACCGCCUAGGCAGACGAUGGCUGGCCUGUGGGGGCACCACACUGUCAUGGCUCGCUUGUGUGGCUAUCGGCAUCGUUGGCGUUGUUUCCCAGAGCAAUGGGUCUACAUAUGCUUUCGUGUUCUUCGCUUGCCUUUGGAAUGUUGGUCUAGCUGCGAACGGCGCAACAGGUUGGGGUUAUAUUGGCGAGAUCUCGUCCCAGCGACUACGACCCUACACGGCAGGAUUCGGUGCAGCUGUAACCUGCAUCGUAGGUGUGGUGAUGAGCAACCUAGUCCCUUACAUGACGAACGUCAACAAGUGGGACUGGGGCCUAAAGACAGGUUGGUUCUAUGCUGGGGUCGGUUUUCCAUUUACCCUUGGAAUGUGGUUCUUAAUUCCAGAGACUUCUGGUCGCUCUGCCGCUGAGUUGGACGAAUUGUUCGAGAGGAAGAUUAAGCCAUGGCGAUUCCACAAAACAGAAACCGCUACCCAACGUCUUGUCCAGAUCAGGAGAGAGGAGGAUAGCUGA
Molecule: messenger RNA, 1581 nt
Organism: Aspergillus caelatus
Lineage: Eukaryota; Fungi; Ascomycota; Eurotiomycetes; Eurotiales; Aspergillaceae
Product: putative MFS alpha-glucoside transporter
Exons: 4
Coding region: 1-1581 (526 amino acids)
Biological process (GO): carbohydrate transport; transmembrane transport
Cellular component (GO): membrane
Molecular function (GO): carbohydrate:proton symporter activity
Source: RefSeq, a predicted model, not a curated record